AGACCAAACAAGAUUUUUUUUUUUUUUUUUUUUGUCCUCGCUCUUCUCUUCCAGACUGAACCAUCGAGCGACUCCACACCUCGACUCGUCCAACUCCAGCACGCCGCGGAGCAGAUUUACUCGGGAGUGCCGAACGUACAGAGCCAAAACGCGGACCGACCAAAACACUUUGAAGGACUUCACCUUAGAUUUGAACACGUACUUUCCCAUUUUGGGCACUUUAUUUAGUUUCGAUUAAAAAAAAAAAAAAAUUGAGAUGAGGACUCUGUGGUUGUUGUUCCUCGUCGGGCUAGCCCCGGGAUUCAUCAACGAUAAAAUGCUGGUCUCUUCCCAGUCCCUCUCAUUUGUGGGAGAUGACCUUUACAUAGAGGGUCAAACAUCAGGUGACCUCCCAAUUGAUGAUGAAGACGGGGAUGACUUUGGCUCAGGAUCUGGAUCCGGAGACUAUGACAAAGACGACGAAGAGGCGCUGAUCCGUACCACAUUUGUUGGAUCGAACAAGAACAAGAGCGAAGGAAUGCUUCCAAGUCGGCCAACGGCGGAUCCCGCUGACCGUCGGCCAACCGAAGCAGCCGACGGCCGCGAUCCGCCGACCGCGGUGGUGGACGGUGAGACGACAGCAAUGGGGGAGGACACCGAGGGCGAGAAGGCGGCAACUCCCGACUGGUUCACGCAGGCUCCCAGUCCCAGGUCCACCUCAGAAGGCAAGGACGGGAAAGAAGCCGACGAGGACAACAGCCUGGAUCGGUGGGACGACCCCUCCUCCGCUCCCAAAGAUGGCGGGGACAAAGUCGCACACGAAGUUGAGACAAAUGAAAUUGUCGUCAGCCGAGGCAGCAGGAUGUUUGACUCGCCUGAUGACGUGACGUCUGAGAGCAUGUGGGAGCGAACGGAGGUGCUGGCCGCGGUGAUAGCCUGCGUGGUGGUCGGACUGCUUUGCGCCGUCUUCCUCCUCGUCCUCCUCGCCUACCGCAUGAAGAAGAAGGACGAAGGAAGCUACGACCUGGGCGACAACAAACUUUCCACAACGGCUUACCACAAAGCACCGACCAAGGAGUUUUACGCCUGAACUGACCAAACGGAGACUGUGAAUAGAUCUCAUCACCUGCCAGUUUGGACUGAGAGCGGCUCAAUUUUCAGCUUUAUUUUCAGAUCUUCAAAAGCAGCAAAGUUCCCCCUGCGCCUCCUUCCCGUCACGCUAUCUUUUCACGUCUCUGUCUUUAGUCUGCGCAACUCUCCUAGAGAACGAGAAUUCAUAUGCAUUCAUGUCAUUCCAAUCUGGGAAAGGAGUGGAAGUGUAUCGAUUGUCGCAGGAUUUACAGCCAUCGUGGUUCAGGAAAGUCCAUUCGACGCCGUGCCUUAAAGCCACGCUGCCUAUCUAAGAUGGCCUCCCAAUUGUCAGUUGGCCUCAACGGUCAUAAGGAAGUUGACUGAAAAAAAGAAAAAGCGUUUUCGAGGAUAUCAUAAAAACGGUACGAGUAUUCCAAAGAGCCGAACGUCCAUCCCUUUUAGUUCGAGGUCAGAGUUCACGCGUUGUUACAUUUCAUUUAGCGCUUUUUGCUGACUGUACGAAUGGUUUUUUGUUGUUGUUGUUGUCAUGACGAGUGAAUAUGCAAUUCCAUAUUCUGUCCAGUAUUGGUACGUGAGAUUGAGUUCCUCUGCAGGUACACAACUUUUUGUUUUUCACCCCAUAAAUCUUCAACUGUAACUAAUCAAUAUACAGUACGUGCUCUCUUUUGUUCUCCUUGGAAAUUGUCGCUUCUUUGUGUAUUUUAUAUUUUAAGAUUUUUUUUUUUUUUUUUGCACCCAAAAGCCAUUUUAAAGAGAAAACUCUUCAUAUCUCUACAUUUGCAUUCCCGUUGCCUUUGCCCGCACAGCGGUCAACCUUGCGUUGAACGUUCUUAAUAUUUACAUGCCUAUUUUCUGUGAUGACUGCGUGCACCAAGCAAAGCUCGACCACAUUCCGUCGCCGUCGCCAACUGUAAGCAGCUCUAAUGACAGCUUUGGCCGCUGACGCCAUUUCUACACAAAAAAAAAGGUUUCUCACUAACGCGGGCGACUAAAAUAAGUUUCCCUGCAGGUUUCCAAAAUGUCAUGAUGCAGUACGUUUGUCGUUAUUCUGUUUUUAUCUUCUUAUCUUUUAGCAUUUCCUCUGGUGCUAAUUGUACACCAAAGCAUUUUUUUUGUCUGCUUUGUGGAUUGAGGGAACAUUAAUUUGCAGCAGUCUCUUUUAAUUUUUUUUUUCAAUUAUUAUUUUUACGUCGCAUCACAGUUGGACCUCUAAAAUAAAAAGCUCUAAUAUAACAAGACCAUAUUUUAAAGGUUUUGCAGCGGGUUUUUGCUUUGGUUAGAACCUAUUCCCUUUCCCCAAUGUGCAAUACCUCUCACCUUUCGUCAGUUUCAGACAUUUAUGAAUUUUUAAUUGCUGUUUUGGCGAAGACGAGAAUCCCGUGCGUUUCCCAAAUUUCCCGGAGAAAUCAUUUCAUUUCAUGGCUGGAAUAAACAAAUUAUUUUGGAACCUUAACCCUCUGUGAUUCAUUGUUCUCAUCAAGACCGUACGGAUCCCAGUUGAAUGGACUCAGUAGCUCUUUAAAAAAAAAAAUAAUUUGGCUGAAAUGAAAAACAUAUUUGCAUUUCAAGUAAAAAUGAGGGUUAAAAAAAACGUGCUGACGAUUAACGUGAAAGUUGAGGUCUUGCAACAUUCAUUUGAGAUUGUCUAAUAGGUAGUGACGAUACUUUAUAUUUAUAUUAUUUUAGACUAAUCAAUUUCAAUAUGUAAUAUGUACAGUUAAAUAUCUUUGUUCCUGCGGAUUGGAUUAUUUCAAAUGUAUGUUUUAUGAUAUUUCUGGUUCAGUUCAUAGUAAACCAGGUGUAUGCAAUCUGUGUCAUGAAUACAUA
This is a messenger RNA of Syngnathoides biaculeatus (alligator pipefish), 2898 nucleotides long. RefSeq names its product syndecan-2-like. Gene Ontology annotation, cellular component: cell surface; membrane. Gene Ontology annotation, biological process: cell migration. The record is from RefSeq and is a predicted model, not a curated record. The transcript is spliced from 5 exons. Lineage: Eukaryota; Metazoa; Chordata; Actinopteri; Syngnathiformes; Syngnathidae. Bases 257 to 1069 code for a protein of 270 amino acids.